AUGAACUUCGACUUCUGCGUGAAGUCUCUUGGGUCAGACUCGAAGAGUCAUGAGCUGGAUCUCGACGGCCUAGGACUAAUCGCGGUCAAGUUGUUAGACGCCAACUAUACAGGUACGAUCGAGUACAUUAAGCAACUACAGAAGCAAAUAUCGGAACCACGCCUACUCAAGGCACUCUCGCUUUGCUUGCGUGUUUACAACUUUCUUGAUAUCAAAGAACUAAUCCCAGUUUACAAGGCAAAGCGACAUGCCGAUGCAGGCAUGCUUGUGUCUGCAGUGCUAACUAAUGAAGAGACAUGUGACACUCAAGUUUCGAGGACGAAAGGCAUGGUUCCACCUUUGACAAAGCAUAAUGCUGACAUUUAUCAAUUGUCCGGCAUAGCACUUAAAAUUGUGGCUAUUUUGAGAGAAAGAGCAAAAGGGAUGUAA
This is a messenger RNA of Eucalyptus grandis, 429 nucleotides long. Its product is annotated as putative invertase inhibitor. Gene Ontology annotation, molecular function: enzyme inhibitor activity. The transcript has a single exon. The record is from RefSeq and is a predicted model, not a curated record. The coding region runs from base 1 to 429 and encodes 142 amino acids. Lineage: Eukaryota; Viridiplantae; Streptophyta; Magnoliopsida; Myrtales; Myrtaceae.